AUGCUGAGAACACAGAUCGGUACAAUUGUUGAUCCAUACCAUCUACGGCCAGAUCAGUAUAAUCUCUACGUGACUUCUGAUGGCGACGUCAACUUUGAUGAUUUUAUCCAACUGCAGUAUCAAGUACUUUCACUUUCCACGUUUAUUCAAACGGACAAGCCCAUAUACAAACCAGGAGAAAUAGUUUAUUUCCGAGUGUUCAGUCUAAACCGACACCUGAAGACCGUCCAUGCACCAAUGAACAUUUCUAUCUACGACAGCAAACACAACCUUUUGGGUCAAUGGCUGAAUCAAAUCGCUGCUUCAGGAGUUAUUUCCAAAUCAUUUGAACUCUCAGACCAGCCCUUGUUGGAUGAAUGGGUUAUCAAAGUCUGGCACAAGGGCGAACAUUCAAUUCGAACAUUUUUGGUCGAGGAAUACGUGCUCCCUCGUUUUGAAGUGAAAACUGAAGUCACCCCUUUCCUUCCAAACUUCAACUUGGGAAUGUUUCACCUGCUAAAACGAACAAUUAGAGUCAAAGUCACCGCCAGAUAUACUCAAAACAAACCUUUACGAGGUUUGGCUGUGUUGCAUAUCAAUAUAUGGUCGUAUAUCCCUUCAAAGACAGUAACAAAGACUAAAGAGAUUUACGGUGAGACAGUUUUUGAUAUCCGAAUCGAGGACUUGAUUGCUUCAAGUCAGGACCCAGUUGUCGAAGUGAAACGCCACCAGGGGUGGACUUUCAACAGUGUCUCUUUUAACGCUUCUGUCACCGAGGAUCUCACGGACAAAACCAUUUAUGCCCCACUUGCUCGCACUGAAAUAGUUGCGGCCCCCGUUGACAUUUAUUUCACCGAUACAGAUAGUUAUUUCAAAGGCGGUCUUACUUCUAGACAUCAACUGCUAAUCACCAGGCGAGAUGGCAGACCAUUGCGACACGAUGAUUAUAAUCAGCCUUUGGAUGUGUCUAUUAAAUCAGGCACACAGCUUGUUAAGGAAACCACUUAUAAUAUUUCUAAAGACGGGAAAGUGUUGAUUUCCUUUGAACCACCAAUGAAUGCAACCUCUAUUUCAAUAGAUGUUACUUACUAUGCAACAGAAAAUGGUAUCAAAUAUAAACUCCCUAAUAAUAGAUACCUUCAGCCUUACCAAACACAGUAUGGAGAUAACAUACAAGUUACACUUUUAACUAAUAACGCUACAGCGGGAGACAUGAUGAAAUUCAGAGUCGAAUCUACGCUGCCAAUGAAUAGAUUCAUAUACACAGUAAGUAUCAGUUCACUUGAAAUUACACAUCUACGUAUUUUGAGCAGAAAAAUGUUUGUCUCGUAUACUUUCUUUUAUUCAUUCCUUCUCCUUUUUUUAUUCCUUCUCUUUCUCUUUUUUCUUUUUCGUUCUGUCUCUUUUCGCUGCCUAUCUGUUGUUUGUUCGUCUUCUUUUUGGCUUUCUUAUUUUCGAUUUCAUCUGUUUCGCUUCCUUCUGUUACUCUCCCUUCUGUUACUCUCCCUUUUAUCAUUCACCUAUUUCUUUGUUACUGUCGUCUUUCGGUUUAUCACUGUCGUUUUUCUGUUUCUCUUUCUAGCUGUCUUUCUUAUGUUCGAUAGUCUUUCAUUUUUCGUCUGUAUUUUCUUUAUCAGGUUUUAUAUUUAUCUUCCUUUUGUCAUUUUUUCUGGGGUUUUUUUUCUCGCUUGUAUUGCUUUGUUUGUAUUUUCUUUGUCUUCACGUUUUUCUUCUUUGUUUUGCUUUCUCCACUCUCCUUUACCCUGCUUUGUAUUUCUUCCUCUGGAUUCUCAUAGUUUCUUUCCAUUUCGUCUGUCUUCCCUUUUUAUUCAUUUUUGUCUUUCUUCUCUCUAUUUUUCCGCUCCUUUGUCUAUCUAUCUAUCUAUCUAUCUAUCUAUCUAUCUAUCUAUCUAUCUAUCUAUCUAUCCCAUUCUUUUCAUAUCUAUCUAUCUAUCCCAUCUAUCUAUCUAUCUAUCUAUCUAUCUAUCUAUCUAUCUAUCCAUCCAUCAUUCUUUUCAUAUCUAUCUAUCUAUCUAUCAUAUCUAUCUAUCUAUCUAUCUAUCUAUCCCAUUCUUUUCAUAUCUAUCUAUCUAUCUAUCUAUCUAUCUAUCUAUCUAUCUAUCUAUCUAUCUCAGUCUGUUCAUAUCUAUCUAUCUAUCUAUCUAUCUAUCUAUCUAUCUAUCUAUCUAUCUCAUUCUUUUCAUAUCUAUCUCAGUCUGUUCAUAUCUAUCUAUCUAUCUAUCUAUCUCAUUCUUUUCAUAUCUAUCUAUCUAUCUAUCUCAUUCUUUUCAUAUCUAUCUAUCUAUCUAUCUAUCUAUCUAUCUAUCUAUCUCAGUCUUUUCAUAUCUAUCUAUCUAUCUAUCUAUCUAUCUAUCUAUCUAUCUAUCUAUCUAUCUAUGUCAAUUUUUCUGA
Messenger RNA from Acanthosepion pharaonis, 2391 nucleotides. The record is from the annotation of a GenBank genome assembly. Lineage: Eukaryota; Metazoa; Mollusca; Cephalopoda; Sepiida; Sepiidae.